This is a messenger RNA of Morus notabilis, 501 nucleotides long. RefSeq names its product RING-H2 finger protein ATL72. NCBI's taxonomy places the organism in Eukaryota, Viridiplantae, Streptophyta, Magnoliopsida, Rosales, Moraceae. Gene Ontology annotation, molecular function: transferase activity. The transcript has a single exon. Gene Ontology annotation, biological process: protein ubiquitination. The record is from RefSeq and is a predicted model, not a curated record. The coding region runs from base 1 to 501 and encodes 166 amino acids.
AUGGCGAUCAGCACUACUCCACAGCACCGCUCGCUUCUUUACUUCGACAAGAACAUGGUCAUAGCCUUGUCGGCUUUCCUCUGUUUUGUGAUCUUUGCAGUCGCAUUGAACUCGAUUCUGCGCUGCGCUCUAAGAUUGAGUCGGAGAUUUUCCUCCGCAGAUGAUCAUCAGCAGAUAUUCGUCAUACGGCCUGCUGACAAUGUUAUUAUGUUCAGAAGCCCGCGGCUAAUUGAGCAUGGGAAGAAUAUUGAUAGCUGUAGUAUAAAUAGUAGAGUGGCGAGUCAGAUUCCGGAGAUGUUGUACGGAUCGUUAGAGGAGGGAAUGAGGAUUCCGGUGACGGAAUGCCCGAUUUGUCUGGCGGAAUUCGAAGGAGGAGAGAGGGUGAGGAUUCUUCCUGGAUGCAAUCAUGGGUUUCAUGUGGAGUGUAUCGACGCUUGGUACGGAAUGGGGACGUCCCACUUGUCUUGUCCCAUUUGCCGGCGAUGCUUAGCACGUUCUUAG